CUAGACAGUUUCAGAAGGUCAAACGAACCCAGUCGUUGCGGAAUCUGCCCUCGCACGUGACCGCUGGGCGUCUACACCCUCAUCCUUCGGCCUUCUCUCCACCCCCGGGCCAGACAGCCUCAGGCUACCCGGCUCCGUGGCCUUGACCCGCGAUGGCUCUGCUAGGUGCGCUUGUCUGCUGUCUGUUGGUCGCCGGGCAUGGCCGUCCCGGGCUCGGACUGUCCGUGGCGCCCGGUGGCAGCCCGGGUCCCGCUCCGGCAGUGGGACAGUUUUGGCAUGUGACUGACUUGCACUUAGACCCUACCUACCACAUCACAGAUGACCACACAAAAGUGUGCGCUUCCUCCAAAGGCGCCAAAGCCUCCAACCCUGGCCCUUUUGGAGAUGUUCUGUGUGAUUCUCCAUAUGACCUUAUUUUGUCAGCAUUUGAUUUUAUUAAAAAUUCAGGACAAGAAGCAUCUUUCAUGAUAUGGACAGGGGAUAGCCCACCUCAUGUCCCAGUGUAUGAACUCUCAACAGACAAAGUCAUAAGUGUGAUUGCUAAUAUGACAGCUACCAUCCGGAGUCUCUUCCCAAACCUCCGGGUUUUCCCUGCGCUGGGUAAUCACGACUAUUGGCCACAGGAUCAACUGCCCGUCGUCACCAGCAAGGUAUACAAUGCCGUAGCAGAUCUCUGGAAACCCUGGCUCGAUGAAGAAGCUAUUCGUACUUUAAGGAAAGGUGGCUUUUAUUCGCAGAAAGUUUCGCCUAAUCUGAACCUUAGGAUCAUCAGUCUAAACACAAACUUGUACUACCCCCCAAAUAUCAUGACUCUGAAUGAGACUGACCCAGCAAAUCAGUUUGAAUGGUUAGAGAAUACACUGAACACCUCUCAGCAAAACAAGGAGAAGGUGUACAUCAUAGCGCAUAUCCCGGUGGGGUAUCUGCCCUAUUUAAGCAGCACCACAGCAAUGAGAGAAUUCCAUAAUGAGAAAUUGAUAGAUAUUUUUAGAAAAUACAGCAGUGUCAUUGUAGGACAAUUUUAUGGACACACUCACAGAGAUAGCAUGAUGGUUCUUUCUGAUCAAAAAGGAAGUCCAAUAAAUUCUUUGUUUGUGGCACCUGCUGUGACCCCAGUGAAGAGUGUUUUGCAAAAACAGACCAACAAUCCCGGCGUCAGACUAUUUCAGUAUGAUCCUCAUGAUUAUAAAUUAUUGGAUAUGUUGCAGUAUUAUUUGAACCUGACAGAUGCAAAUCUAAAGGGAGAAUCCGACUGGAAGCUGGAAUAUGUGCUGACGCAGACCUACAGCAUUGAAGACCUGCAGCCAAAAACUUUGUAUGGAUUAGCUAAACAAUUUGCAAUCCUAGGCAGUGAGCAGUUUAUAAAAUACUACAACUACUACUUUGUGAGUUAUGACAGCAGUGUAAUUUGCAAUCGGAAAUGUAAGGCCUAUCAAAUUUGUGCAAUUUUGGGUCUUGAUCAUAGUUCCUAUGUAGAUUGCCUCAAACAACAUUAUAUAAAGUACCAUCCCUAAAUUUCAUGUUUUGUGUUCCUAGAAAAUGUAACACUGUUCUGUUUCUGAGAUCAGUUUGUGGGAAUUGUUACGUCAAUCUUUGUGAGUUACUGAGUGGGCAAGCAGGAUUCCUAAUCUUUGCUUUCUUUUUUAUAAGCCUCAAAUGUAGAUAUUUGUAACAUUCUAAAUCUUUAUUAAAUCGAAUAUAUUUGAACUGCCCAUUUCUAGAAUGAUGUCUCGAAGUGAAUACCGUAUCUUCCAGUUUAUGUGUCUAAUUUAAACUCUUGUACACUCAUGAAAUUGUCAUUUAUACAAUAAAGCAAAUGAUUUCUCAAGUA
Molecule: messenger RNA, 1831 nt
Organism: Ailuropoda melanoleuca (giant panda)
Lineage: Eukaryota; Metazoa; Chordata; Mammalia; Carnivora; Ursidae
Gene: SMPDL3A
Product: sphingomyelin phosphodiesterase acid like 3A
Exons: 8
Coding region: 153-1514 (453 amino acids)
Biological process (GO): sphingomyelin catabolic process
Molecular function (GO): sphingomyelin phosphodiesterase activity
Source: RefSeq, a predicted model, not a curated record